AUGCAGUCUAUGCCACAGCUGCUCGGACAAACGCUACGCUCAAGCCUCCAACUCAGCCGUACAGCCCCGGUACGAGCUCGAUUUCGCCACGUCCCGACCGCAUUCUCCGUCAGGCCGACUCCGCGGAGCUUCUCUGUCUGCGUACAAUGCCAGUUCCGACGGCAGCCCGAGAGAUUUGCGGACUUCAAUGAUCGAGAGAGAGCUUCGGCUGAUACCGAGAGGUUCAUCAGGGAGAAGGAGAAGGAACUGGCAGAUUUAGAGCUCGCCUCGCGCGACCCGGCACCAAUUCCGGGCGUGGAGGCGGGCAGCUCUUUCGAGAUUCCGCCUACCCCAGAACCGCCUAAAAGCACACAAUCACAACAGGAGGAGGUGAAAUCAGCCCCCGAGGAGGAAUCUACGCGGAAUAGUGGAGGAUUGCCCUCAUACCUGGAAAGCCGUCGGUCAAAAUGGUCCAAGCAAUUCGAUACAGCUAUGGACAAUUUGCAGUCCAAUGUCUUCGUGGCAGGGCAGCGGUUGAAUGAUCUCACUGGAUACUCCAGCAUUGAAGCGCUGAAGAAUGAUAUUCAGUUCCAUGAGGAACGACUCCGCACCGCUCGAUCACACGUCAAAAAGGCGAAAGAAGAGUAUACCGCCGCAAUUAACCGCCGCUCUAUGUCCCAGCGCGAAGUAAAUGAGCUUCUCCAACGCAAGCAUGCCUGGUCCUCAACCGACCUGGAGCGCUUCACCUUACUUUACCGCAACGAUCAUACAAACGAAGUCGCUGAAACAGAGACCGCACAGGCCCUGUCGGCCUCAGAACGUGAAGCCGAAGAGGCGGCCGCACAGCUGAGCAAGAGCAUUUUAUCACGAUACCACGAAGAGCAGGUCUGGUCUGACAAGAUCCGUCGUAUGUCUACGUGGGGAACUUGGGGCUUGAUGGGUGUCAACGUUUUACUGUUCCUUGUGUUCCAGAUUCUCGUCGAGCCAUGGCGGAGGAAGAGACUCGUCAAGGGAUUCGAAGACAAGGUUGUCGAAGCCCUGGAGAAAGAGAAGGUCCUUAACCGGGCUGUCUUUGCUGAGAACGCUGUCUCCAUUUCUGCUCUUCCCACUACUCUGCCGGAGGUGAUUGAUUCUACCGAGGAGAACACCCCUUCUUUACUCGUUGAGCCGAGGCAAAUCUCGGAGAAGGAUGAUGCCGCUACUGGGGCCGUCAUCACACCGACCGACGCUCUUGCUUCCCAAUCUUUGCAGACUCGUCUAGCAAACAUCACCUCUUCGAUUUCUUCGCUUGAGUAUUGGACUCAAGUGUUCCAUGAAUUCUUCAGCGAUCGCAGCGUCACAGCAUCUCAGCGUGAUCUUACCACUGUGGCUAUUCAGAGUGCAGCGGCUGGUGCAGUCAUGACCAGUCUCCUGUUCGCUCUGCUUGGACGGUAA
Molecule: messenger RNA, 1413 nt
Organism: Penicillium brevicompactum
Lineage: Eukaryota; Fungi; Ascomycota; Eurotiomycetes; Eurotiales; Aspergillaceae
Gene: she9
Product: putative mitochondrion biogenesis protein (She9)
Exons: 2
Coding region: 1-1413 (470 amino acids)
Biological process (GO): inner mitochondrial membrane organization
Cellular component (GO): mitochondrial inner membrane
Source: RefSeq, a predicted model, not a curated record